CAUGCAUCUAUCAAAAGUGAUGUAUCGCUCGACGUCCUAAACUCUGCCAUCGAAAGCAAGAGCAUCGGUGUUGUGUCAUUAACCAGUCUGGCUGGCAAGCAGCUAAUAUAUAUAGUGAACUAUAUUCUAAAACCAAAACAAUUAUUUGUGGUGGAAGAAAAAGGCAUUCAAUGCCACCCAGUCAAUAGCAUAACUAGGUCUGUGAACUCCAUACUGGCGGAUGUCCCUUCAUAUUCAAAGCUGCAUUAUUAGCAUUUAGGACGAGUGUUGGAACAAAUUGCUAGAUUUUUAAGAUGGUGAUGGUUUACGUCGUGCAUUUUGAAUUCAGUUCUGAAGGAUUCUUAUGAUGAAUUGUUAUAGUUAGACAUUAUACUGCAUUUGAGCCAUAUUGUGAUCGAGGGAAGGUAUAAGAAGAAAAAAUGGAUAUUCUCAUCGAGCCGGACUGCUACAAGGUCUGCCGCAUCUGCAUGGAAAACUGUGAGGAUGACUUUGUGUGCGUGUACGAUGAGUUCGAAGAUAACAUCCUGAUGGAUGUUAUUGCCGAGUGUGCCCGCGUCGAGAUAAGGAAAAAUGAUGUACUGCCACGGAACGUAUGUCGGAAUUGUGCUGAAUAUAUGAUUAUUGCCUACCACAUCAUCCAAAAGUGUCGAGAGUCAGAUCAAACAUUGCGCUCAAUCUUCAAGCAUGAGAUCGAUAUCCGAACCCGCAAAAACGAGGAGAAGAUAUUCAGUGCGAACGAGUUGCACGAGGAUGAUCUCAAUGCGGAGGAAUAUGAAUUUCUACUGUCGGAGGCGUAUGACAACAUGAUACUAGAUAACGUAGAUGAUCUGAUAGGCGAACAAGUAGACGAACUGCCGAGCGACUUUCCUGAUAUGGGCCAUGCUGAUGAUGAGAAUACUCCUCCAUUGAUUUUAAGCGUCAAAGUAGAGCAAACGCAGAUAGGAAAUCCCCUGAAUGAUCAACAACAUGAACAAGUGGAACAGUCUCCUGUUGAAACAGUCAAAACAAAGAAGUGCUGUGGUUGUAAACAAGAGUUUCAAACGGAGGCUGAACUUAUAAACCAUAGCAACGCAGUUCAUUUCAGCGAGCGCGCCAAUAUUGAUGACCCCACCAGGCCUUUUCGAUGCAACUUUUGCUACAAAUCGUUUGUGACACUGCAGCAUCUGAAGGAACAUCACCGAAUAGCUAUCCGUAGAUACUUUUGUCGACAAUGCGGUAAAGGUAAGGCUUCAAUCGACUUCUCACCACUGGACCAUCUCAACACAGGUAAUCUUUCCCGGACAGGUUUCAUGACCCAAUCGAAUCUGGAGAACCACCAAAAGUGCCACUACACGUCUGCCGGUACGAAAAAAUGCUGCGGAUGUCGCAGCGAGUUCGAAAACGAAGAAGCACUCACAGCACAUUCUCUCCAAGUGCACAAGCCCGAGCAACUUUACGAUCCUAGAAAACCAUUCGAAUGCACCGUUUGCUACCGCCGCUAUCCAACACGCAAGUCUCUGGUCAGCCACAAGCGUCUAAACCAGCAACAUCGCUGUUCACACUGCGGCGAAAUUUUCGCAAAGAGAAUCUUCCUCACGAUCCACGAACGCAGCUAUCAUCCGGAUGUUCCCAAGGAAGAAGACCCCAAACGGCGCUGCUGCGGUUGCUACCUAGAGUUUCCAAACAUGGAACAACUGCAGCAGCACGCCUCUGCAACGCACAAGCUUCAGCGCAACCAGAUUGCCGACGAGACAAAGCCCUUCGAGUGUGACAUCUGCUGCAAGCGUUUCAAUUCCAACUUCAAUCUGCACCACCACCAGAAGAAGGCCAACCAAGGCCGACGCUACGUGUGUGAAGUUUGCGGCCGGUCGUUCAACCGGGCCUUCGACAAAGCCAACCACGCAACCACCCAUUCCAACGAGAUGCCUUUCGCGUGCGACAUCUGUGGCCGCCGGUUCAAGAACAAACUCUACCUCAAGAACCACCACAAACUGCAUACCUCCGGCGAAACGAAAGAAUUCGCCUGUCCCGAGUGUGGCAAAUGUUUCCGCACCAAGGAUCUCCUGAAAACUCAUUCCAUUACGCACAGCGAAGAGCGUCGGUUCGUGUGCAGUCUCUGUUCCGCCACGUUCAAGCGGAUGCAGUGCCUUAGAAUCCAUCUCAAGAUCCACAACAAGGAGAAACCGUACGGGUGUACGCUCUGCGAGCGACGCUACACCCAGUCGUCGGAUCUGAAGCGGCACAUGCUGACGCACAGCACCGGUGACGAGGCGAGACCCUUCCAGUGCCAGUACUGUCUGAAGCGUUACCCUCGUAAGGAUUAUCUGAAAAUUCACGUCCGGAAGCAACAUUUGGAGAAGGCAGAUCUUACACUGAUCGAAGAGAUGGCAUUCGAGCUGCGGGAUCACGGAGAUGAAAGUGAUUUUUUACUGAUUUGAAUUAUCUUUUAUUUUUUCAUUCUACGGACAUUAGGUUUUUAGAAAUCGAUUAAUAAUAUGGCAAUAAAAUGCAGAAUUUUAUUCGUUUGUA
Messenger RNA from Armigeres subalbatus, 2508 nucleotides. RefSeq names its product oocyte zinc finger protein XlCOF6-like. The record is from RefSeq and is a predicted model, not a curated record. The coding region runs from base 420 to 2417 and encodes 665 amino acids. Gene Ontology annotation, cellular component: nucleus. Gene Ontology annotation, molecular function: DNA-binding transcription factor activity, RNA polymerase II-specific; RNA polymerase II transcription regulatory region sequence-specific DNA binding; zinc ion binding. The transcript is spliced from 3 exons. Gene Ontology annotation, biological process: regulation of transcription by RNA polymerase II. Lineage: Eukaryota; Metazoa; Arthropoda; Insecta; Diptera; Culicidae.